AUGCCUUCCGAAGCCGGCCACCGCCUCUACGUCAAGGGACGCCACCUGAGCUACAAGCGCUCGCGUCACACCACCAAGCCCGCCAUCAGCCUGAUCCAGAUCGAGGGUGUUGACAACACUGAGGCUGCCAACUUCUACCUCGGCAAGCGCAUCGCCUACAUCUACAAGGCGCACAAGGAGGUCCGCGGCUCCAAGCACCGUGUCAUCUGGGGCAAGGUCACCCGGCCGCACGGCAACUCUGGCGUCGUCCGUGCCCGCUUCGCCAACCCCCUUCCCUCUAAGUCUUUCGGUGCUUCGGUCCGCGUCAUGUUGUACCCCUCUUCGAUAUAA
This is a messenger RNA of Emericellopsis atlantica, 330 nucleotides long. Its product is annotated as ribosomal protein L35A. The record is from RefSeq and is a predicted model, not a curated record. The transcript is spliced from 4 exons. Gene Ontology annotation, molecular function: structural constituent of ribosome. Lineage: Eukaryota; Fungi; Ascomycota; Sordariomycetes; Hypocreales; Bionectriaceae. Gene Ontology annotation, cellular component: ribosome; cytosolic large ribosomal subunit. The coding region runs from base 1 to 330 and encodes 109 amino acids. Gene Ontology annotation, biological process: cytoplasmic translation; ribosomal large subunit biogenesis.